Messenger RNA from Protobothrops mucrosquamatus (brown spotted pit viper), 17106 nucleotides. RefSeq names its product midasin AAA ATPase 1 (gene MDN1). Gene Ontology annotation, biological process: rRNA processing; ribosomal large subunit assembly. The transcript has 101 exons. Gene Ontology annotation, cellular component: preribosome, large subunit precursor; nucleus. Bases 41 to 16426 code for a protein of 5461 amino acids. The record is from RefSeq and is a predicted model, not a curated record. NCBI's taxonomy places the organism in Eukaryota, Metazoa, Chordata, Lepidosauria, Squamata, Viperidae. Gene Ontology annotation, molecular function: ATP hydrolysis activity; ATP binding.
GGGGCCCUCCAGGCGAAGGGAUUCCCGCGGGCGCCUAAAGAUGGAGCAUCUGCAAUUCAGUCUAGCGGGACCGUUGCAACUAAUAGCGCAGAGGAACGAGAGGAGCAGCGGCGAGCUCAGCAGGUUCCUGGCCAAACAGAUCUGGAGUCAUCAGGACCGUCAGGGCAUUCUCACUGCCUUAGCACAGUUAUUGCUAGAUAAAGAAUGCACACUUUUGAUUGGCCGUCAGCUUCGUCCAAUCUUAUUGGAUUUAUUGGAGAGAAAUGCAGAAACAAUUAAAUCUUGUGGCCAGAUCAACCAUGAUCUUCAUGAGAGACUCUGUGUUGCAAUGAGCAAACUUAUUGGUGAUCAUCCAGAUGUGAUGCCAUUUGCUUUGAAAUACUUCAAGGAUACUUCGCCUGUGUUUCACCGACUUUUCCUGGAAAGUUCGGAUACAAGUGUGGUUCGAUAUGGACGGCGCAGAAUGAAGUUAAGGGAUCUCAUGGAGGCAGCCUACAAAUUUCUCCAAAAGGAUCAGUCUGUAUUCAGAGAGUUGUGGGACUGGAGUGUUUGUGUCCCUUUAUUAAGGAGUCAUGAUACUUUGGUUCGAUGGUAUACUGCCAGCUGUCUUGCUUUGGUUACAUGCAUGAAUGAUGAGCAUCGAUUAUCUUUCCUGAAGAAAACUUUUAAUCCAGAAGAGUUAAUACAUUUUAGGCUUAAGCUUGUGGAAGAGUCCCGGGUGCAGAACAUUGAGCAGGCCCUAGUUCUGGCCAAUCCAGACCAAAACUUCUGGAACAAAGGGGAGAAGCUACGGUACACUCAGGGAAAGCUGGUUGCUGCUGACCUUUGUGCAAAGGUGGUAGCAGUGUGUGGAGUUGUCUUACCUAGACAACAGUUUGAGCCUAGAGAAAAUGUAACUGAAAACAUUGUCUCUUCUCUAUUGCAGCAGGGAUACAUCUUGAACCAUUUUGUGUUGGUGAAUUCUGUCUGUGCGCAUCUCCAGAAUCUGGCCAUGGCUGUGUCUUCACAAAAGGCCGUGCUCCUUGAAGGGCCAGUGGGAUGUGGCAAAACAUCUCUGGUGGAGUUCUUGGCAGCACUUACAGGAAGAACAAAUUCGCCUCACAUUCUGAAAGUCCAGUUAGGAGAUCAAACUGACAGUAAGACUUUGCUGGGCAUGUAUCGUUGCACAGAUAUACCAGGACAGUUUGUGUGGCAACCGGGGACCUUGACUCAAGCAGUGAGCAGGGGGCACUGGAUACUUUUAGAAGAUAUUGAUUAUGCUGCCCUUGACGUGAUCUCUGUAUUGAUUCCUCUUCUGGAAAAUGGAGAGUUAUUGAUUCCUGGACGAAAUGACUGUAUAAAAGUAGCCCCUGGAUUCCAUCUUUUUGCUACUAGAAGAGUCUUCAAUUAUGGCGGUGGUUGGUAUAGGCAGCAAAACAGUCAUGCUGCUCUUUUGGACAAGAACUGGACAAAAGUUAUGCUCAACAACUUGCCUAAGACUGAACUGAAAGAGAUUCUUCAGAGAAGUUAUCCUAAACUUGCCACUGUGACAGAUUGUCUGUUGGAUAUCUACAUUGAGCUUACGGGUGAUAAACAUUUAUCUGAAAACCAAGUUGUGGACAAUGAAACUAUGACGGAAGAUGCAUCUUGCUUGACUGAAAAUAAAAAGCCAUGUUUGGAGGGCAGAGAGUUAUCUCUAAGGGAUUUACUCAAUUGGUGCAACAGAAUCGCAUUCAACUUUAACUGUUCUUCCUCCUCUACUGCACUGAACAUUUUUCAUGAGGCAUUAGACUGUUUCACAGCUAUGCUAUCAAAACAAUCCAAUCGACUGAAAAUGGCUGAAAUCAUUGGAAGCAAACUGAACAUUUCCAAGCACAAGGUGGAAUACUACUGUCAACUUUAUAAACCAGAAAUUGUAAUAGGAGAACAAGAAGUCUCCGUGGGAAGAGCUCAGCUCAUUAAGAAGCAGGCACACACACUACUUACGCAACGGAAAAAGCAAAGCUUUGCACCCACACGCCCAUCUUCUGUGUUGAUUGAACAACUUGCAGUAUGUGUGGACAAAGGAGAGUCUGUGUUACUUGUGGGUGAAACGGGAACAGGAAAAACUUCUGCUGUUCAAUACUUGGCUCAAAUUACAGGGCACCGUUUAAAAGUUAUCAACAUGAACCAGCAGAGUGAUACUGCAGAUCUUCUAGGCGGAUAUAAGCCAGUGGAUAACAAGCUGAUUUGGCUGCCCUUGAGAGAGUCUUUCGAGGAGCUUUUUGCACAGACGUUUUCAAGAAAGCAAAAUCAGACUUUUUUAGGGCAUAUCCAAACAUGUUACCGACAAAAUCACUGGCAUAAACUUCUCAAACUGAUGCAACAUGUUUACAAAUCUGCUGUUAAUAAGGAGGUUAAAGAAAAUGCAUCCGGCUUGCCCCUGAAGGAAAAAUGGGAAGAAUUUGGUAUCCGAUUGGAUCAUGCCCAGCAGCAGAUGAAGAUGACAGAAAAUGCACUGGUCUUUGCAUUUGUAGAGGGCACCCUAGCACAAGCUGUGAAGAAAGGAGAAUGGAUUCUACUAGAUGAGAUUAAUUUAGCUACAGCAGAGACUUUAGAAUGUUUAAGUGGUUUACUUGAAGGCUUGUCUGGUUCAUUAGUUUUACUAGACAGAGGAGACACAGAGCCAUUGGUACGUGAUUCCAAUUUUCAUUUAUUUGCUUGUAUGAAUCCGGCUACUGAUGUUGGAAAAAGAAAUCUACCUCCAGGAAUACGAAACAGGUUUACUGAAAUCUACAUAGAAGAAUUACAGAAUGAAGAAGACUUAUAUAUUCUUAUAAUGGAUUAUCUAAAAGGGCUAAAUGUGAGCAAAAAUGUAGUUCAUGGGAUCAUCAACUUCUAUCUGACAGUGAGAAAAGAGUGUGAAUCAAAAUUGAUGGAUGGGACAGGCCGUAAGCCUCAUUAUAGCCUUCGCACCUUGUGUAGAGCUUUGAAGUUUGCAUCGUCCAAUCCAUGCAACAAUAUCCAGCGCUCACUUUAUGAGGGUUUUUGCUUCGGUUUUCUUACUCAGCUUGAUAGAAACUCUUACCCAAUUGUUCAACACCUCAUAUGUCAGCAUAUUUUGUUUGGAAACACAAAAAGUCUAAAGCAGUCCUUACCAGAGCCUAAAGGAGGCAAAAUGAUAAAAGUAGAAGGCUACUGGAUUUCAGCUGGUGAUAACGAACCAACUAUUGAUGAGACUUACAUUCUCACACCUUCAGUCAAACUUAACCUCAAAGAUAUUGUCCGAGUUGUAUCAGCUGGGACAUACCCUGUUCUGAUUCAGGGAGAUACUUCCAUUGGUAAAACCAGCUUAAUCCGUUGGUUGGCUGCUGCAAGUGGAAACCACUGUGUUCGGAUUAAUAAUCACGAGCAUACUGACAUUCAGGAGUAUAUAGGCUGUUAUACAUCAGAUAUAUCUGGAAAGCUGAUAUUUAAAGAAGGUGUCCUCAUUGAUGCAAUGCGAAAGGGAUACUGGAUUAUCUUGGAUGAACUGAACUUGGCGCCUACCGAUGUUUUAGAGGCACUGAACAGAUUGUUGGAUGACAACAGAGAGCUGUUCAUUACGGAGACUCAAGAAACAAUCAGAGCUCAUCCACGAUUCAUGCUGUUUGCAACCCAGAAUCCUCCGGGACUCUAUGGAGGCAGGAAGGUUUUAUCUAGAGCCUUCAGAAAUCGAUUUGUGGAGCUGCAUUUUGAUGAGUUACCCAGUACAGAAUUGGAAAACAUUUUGCACAAAAGAUGCCAGCUUCCACCUUCUUACUGUAGCAAAUUGAUCAAAGUCAUGCUGGAACUACAGUCUUAUCGCAGAGGUUCAUCGGUGUUUGCAGGCAAGCAUGGCUUCAUUACUCUCCGUGACCUGUUUCGCUGGGCAGAAAGGUACCGAUUAACAGAACAGACAGUGAAGGACUAUGAUUGGCUUCAGCAUUUAGCAAAUGAUGGAUUUAUGCUUUUAGCUGGAAGAGUCAGAAAGCAAGAAGAAGUGGAUAUCAUUCAAGCAGUCAUUGAAAAAUAUUUUAAAAGAAAAUUGGAUCCCCAAUAUCUCUUCUCAGAAGAAAGUGUGAAAAAACAGCUAGCUAAAUCACCUGCUGGCCUACCUAGAAUGGAUGAGGAAUUCAGCCACAUUGUAUGGACUCAAGGAAUGAGGAGACUUGCAGUCUUGGCAGGCCGAGCUUUGGAGUUCGGUGAACCCGUACUACUGGUUGGAGAUACAGGGUGUGGCAAAACAACUAUUUGUCAGAUCUUUGCAGCUCUAGCAAAUCAGAAGUUGUAUUCUGUGAAUUGCCACUUGCACAUGGAGACAUCAGACUUCCUGGGAGGACUGCGACCAGUUAGACAGCGAUCAAAGGACAAGGACGAAGUUGACAGCUCUAGGCUAUUUGAAUGGCAUGAUGGAGCCCUUGUUCUAGCAAUGAAAGAGGAUGGCUUUUUUCUCAUGGAUGAGAUUUCAUUAGCAGACGAUUCUGUUCUAGAAAGACUUAAUAGCGUCCUGGAAACUGAAAAGACACUGGUGUUAGCAGAGAAGGCUAGUGAGGACAGCGAAAUAGAGCUGCUGACUGCAGGAAAGAAAUUUCGCAUUUUAGCUACAAUGAAUCCUGGGGGUGACUUUGGGAAGAAAGAGCUAUCACCUGCCCUGCGUAAUAGGUUUACCGAAAUAUGGUGUCCGCAAAGUAAUAGCCGUGAGGAUUUAAUACAGAUUGUCAAGCACAAUCUUUAUCCAGGACUCUGUCUAUCUGCAAAAAAUGAAGGAAUGGAUAUAGCAAAGCUCAUGAUGGAUUUCAUAAAUUGGCUGAGUAAUCAAGAAUUUGGGCCUAAUUGUAUUCUCAGCAUCCGGAAUGUUCUGUCAUGGGUCAAUUUCAUGAAUGUUAUGGCACAAGAUAGACUGCCUGGUGGUUCAGAGGAUCACCAGUUCUUUCGCGUUUCUCCAGUGCUGACUUUUGUCCAUGCUGCAUGUCUCGUAUAUAUUGAUGGCAUUGGCUCAGGCACAAUAUCCUGUUCUUCUGGCUCGACCACUCUGGCACGUGAAAAAUGUCUGGAUUAUUUGUGUAGAAAAAUUUCCAAAAUUGUGCGACUCGGCAAUUAUCAGAAGAAUGAACUGAGAAUGUAUAAUCUGGAAAGAGAAAGGGAAAUGGCUUGGAAGGAGAACUACGUAGGGAUCCAUCCAUUUUAUAUAUCAAGAGGCUCACUCUACCAGAAGAACAAUUUGUUAGACUAUGCUCUAAACGCAGGGACCACUUCAAUGAAUGCACAGCGGUUGUUACGAGCUUUGCAGCUAAGCAAACCUAUUCUCUUGGAAGGGUCUCCAGGGGUCGGGAAGACCAGCUUAGUGGCAGCCUUGGCCAAGGCUUCAGGAAAUCGCCUAAUUCGAAUCAAUCUCUCUGAACAAACAGAUAUAACAGAUUUGUUUGGCACAGACCUGCCUGUUGAAGGAGGCAAAGGUGGGGAAUUUGCCUGGCGUGAUGGACCAUUGCUUGCAGCAUUGAAAGCAGGACACUGGAUUGUAUUAGAUGAACUGAACUUAGCUUCUCAGUCCGUCCUAGAAGGCCUGAAUGCCUGUUUUGACCACCGGGCAGAGAUUUAUGUACCUGAAUUGGGGAUGAGUUUUUAUGUUCAGCACAAGAUGACAAAGAUCUUUGGAUGCCAGAAUCCCUACAGGCAAGGAGGUGGCAGAAAAGGGUUACCUAAGUCAUUUUUGAACAGAUUUACACAGGUUUAUAUAGACCCACUUUCUGCAUCAGACAUGGAAUAUAUUGGGAAUACUCUUUUUCCAGCCAUCGACAAGGAGAUUAUUGCAAAGAUGGUUGAAUUCAACAACAAGAUGGAUCAAGAAAUUACAACUGAGAAGAAGUGGGGCCAUAAAGGUGCACCCUGGGAAUUUAACUUGCGUGACCUUUUCCGAUGGUGUCAGCUAAUGCUUAUAGAUCAGUCACCUGGGAGUUAUGACCCUGGCAAACACAUGUUUUUGAUCUACGGAGAAAGAAUGAGAACAAAAACAGACAGAGAAAUGGUCGUGUCUCUGUUCAAGGACAUUUUUGGACAGAAUUGUAAUCCAUAUACAGGAAGCAGGCAAUUCUAUAUCACACCUUAUGACAUUCAGGUUGGCUACUCAGUCCUCUCCCGUGCCAAUUAUGUCCCCCCUCCAGGCAGAAAUCUGUCUCUUCUCCACCAUUCACUACAGCCCCUGGAAGCCAUCAUAAAAUGUGUACAUAUGAGCUGGAUGGUAAUCUUGGUGGGCCCAGCUGCUGCUGGCAAGACCAGCCUGCUUCAGUUACUGGCAUAUCUAACAGGCCAUCAGUUAAAGAUUAUGCCAAUGAACAGUUCUAUGGAUACUACAGAACUAUUAGGUGGAUUUGAGCAAGUUGAUAUCAUUCGGCCGUGGAAAUUCUUACUGGAAAAGGUGGAGAAUGUUGUCAGCACCCUUCUAAGAGACAGUCUCCUCCUCAAUACCAUGUGCCCGGACGACACUGAAGUUGUCUUGCGUGCCUGGAGCAAUUUCAUCCUUAAUUUCAAACCCAAAUCUCUUGGGGAAGGGAAUCAAAAUAUAACCAUUGAACUAGUGAAUAAAUUGGAAGGAGUGCUUGUGCUAGUCCAGAGACUCAAUACCAAGAUCAACUCAUAUUCAAAGUCAGGAUUUUCAACACUUGUGGAAGAGUUUCGUCACUUCAAGUUGCAAGUAGUUCAAUUUAUGAAUAGCCAUAACCAUGGGACUUUUGAAUGGGUUGAUGGGAUGUUAGUUCAGGCUUUAGAAGCUGGAGACUGGCUUCUAAUGGACAAUGUAAACUUCUGCAGCCCUUCUGUGUUGGACCGCUUGAAUGCUCUGCUUGAACCCGGAGGAGUCCUGACCUUGAACGAAAGAGGAGUGACAGAUGGAGUAACUCCUAGUGUUGUUCCUCAUCCAAAUUUCAGACUUUUUCUUUCAAUGGAUCCCACACAUGGGGAAAUAUCCCGAGCCAUGCGGAAUCGUGGAGUUGAAAUCUAUAUUCCAGGAGAUACUCAUGAAAAUCCACUGGAUCCUCAUGAUGUGAAGCUGCUGUUGCAUGGCCUGGGGCUGUUGGGAAAUGGCAUAUGUGAUACGCUCAUAGCCAUGCACACAGAAGCCAAAGAAACUCUAGCAGGUUCCACCUAUACUCUUUCAACUCUGAUCCACGCUGCAACACUGAUUGUGCAGCGGUUGCACCGAGGACUUGGUUUAGCAAAGAGUUUCUCUAAAGCAUGUUGGGAGGUUUAUGGAUCUACACAACAGUCCCAAAAGGACAAAAAGCUUGUGCUUGAUUUGAUAACGAAGCAUGUUUCAGCAUUGGAGUCAGAUGAAGCAAAGGACACGUCUCUCCUUGCCUUGGGAUUAUGGCCAGAUUCGGCCUGCAGUGCUGUGUUUGCAGCUGAAGAUUCUCUCCUUUCUACCGUUCAUAAUGAUGGGCAAGUCCUGGCCUAUUGCCUGAACAGACUGAACCUGAAAAGCAACAGGUGGGCAAGAAAUGUUCCCCUUAAUAUACGUGACUUUGAGAAAAUUCUGUGGUCUCCAAAUUCAGAUUGUCUCAAAUUUGCUGCAGUAGAGAUGAAUGAGUCCUGGGCGGAUGAUUUAGAGGUUCUUUCUGCAGCUGUUAAGUUAUUCAUAGAGAAAGCCACCAAUCAGGACUGGACACUGAGAGUUGGAUGGCUUAAUCAGAUAAAAAAGAAUUUAGCAGAAGUGCCUGAUUCUGUGCACACUCAACUGGAAGCUGGUGCUGCGUCUCUGAAUAAUUUCUACUUCAGCACUCUCUCAAAUGGAAUUAGCAAUGUAAUAAAGAUGCUGCAGCCAAAUAUGACAGAUGAACAUGUGAUUCCUAUGGAUCCAAGAUGGAACAUGCAGUGUUUGGAUACGAUUAGCAAUUCUGUCGAUUUUGAUACAGAAAUAGAACACUCAGAUCAGCUGCUUAUCCUUCUAAAAUCACUUUCAAAUCGGGCAAUCCUGUUUCUGAACCGGGAGAGAAAGAGUUACGUUGAAAGAAGUUUGAUUAAUACCAAAAGAACCAGAACUAGUGCUUUGAGGGUGUCUGUAGAGUUCUAUAAAGAUCCUGGUAAUCACACCUCAUUUCCACAUGCUGUUGUGGCCCACCUUGCUGCCUUUUUUGAACUUUGGGAUGCUUUCGUACUGCACUGGGUGAAAUCUACACAAGUUGCUGUGUCUGAUGAGAAGUUAUAUGAAAUUCUGCAUAGCUUAUUGUGGCGUGACAGGUUUUGGACAACAUCUGAUAUGGUGACUGUGGAUUCUCCUGGCUUGAUGCUCUUGUCUCUCCACUGGCACUGGGUUGUGAAACAUUUAAUCAGCAGAAUAUCUCAGUUUCUGAGCGGAUAUGAACAGCAAAAAUUGUCCAAGGAAAUUCAGUCUGUGUCGCAGCAAAUACAGUCUUCUCUUGCUAGUCCAGAAGGUAUUUCCACCAGCAUUAAAAAGCUACAGAAGGCCUUGGGAAAACCUCUUCCCUUCAAGGAUAAAGAAAUAUUGGAAACUGCUGUCCAGCUCAGGAGACUCUCCAAAGCUCUUCAUAUCCCAGAGUUGAAGCCUGCCUUUGGAGACGAUCAAUGGCAGAAAGAGAUCUGCAUAUUGAGAACUGUCACUGCAGAGUGGAAGAUAAAAGCAGUGUUACUUCAAGCUCAAGGCCUAGUCUUCCGCGCCAGUUGUUUGAAAGAGUUUUGUUCAGAUGAAUUUCAGACAUUGGUGAAUCUCCAGCAGUCAAAGCUAAAAGAAGGAGGAGCUUUAAUUAGCCUACAGGAAGGGAAGCCUGCUGAAAGUCAGCAACUGGAUCCUGCUCUGUUAACUCAGCUGUGUAACAGAGUACAACUGUGGCCUGCAAUGGAGUAUCUAGCUGUGUUGUGGCAAUACAAGCUGACCUGUGAUUGUAUUGCUGAGGUUUAUUUAAAAAGGAAUAGCAACAGUGAUCAGUUAAGCACCUUUUUAGAAAUAAAGCCCUUUAUUGCUUUUUGCCUUAAGUUGACACCAGCUACCUCUCAACAACUUCAAGGACUUUAUUAUCUACUGGACUGUUGUAAGGUCUCUGCUGAAGAAAUUUCACUCUUGUGGUCAGAACUUGCUGUUGCUGCUUUUCAGGCUUUCUGGAGCAGCACAGUAACUACAGGCCCCGAGCGUUGGCUGUCCUGGCAGCCAUUUUCUGUGGAAGAGAAGAUGCUAUCCAGCUCAUUAUUGAAUUCCUCUACCCAGGGUGUGGGUAUUUUGAAUCGAGCAGUUUUCUCCAAGUGCCUCUCUGAAAUUCUAACCAGUAGCAACAAGUGGAGCCAAUGGGACACAACGGGUCUUCCUCUUCUGUCAGCCUCCAGGGUGACCUUGGGAGAGUGCCUGGAAAAAGCAGAGCAGCUUCAGGAGAUCAGUAAAGUUUUGUGGACCAAUGCAGCUUUUUCUUCAGUGGCUGAAUUUAGGCUUACAGAUUCAAGGUUUCAGCGUGUAAUGUUACACAGGCAACUCCUGGCCCUUAAAGAUUUGAUUCCAGCAGAGAUGCGAGAGGAAUAUCUCCAAAACUGUAACAAGGUUUUUUCAAAGGACUUGGUGGCCCUUCAGUAUAUUUGCAAAGUACUCAAGGAUGUUGGUGCCCAAGAGAUGAUGCCUGAACAGAUCCUUUGUCUCUGGAUUACUUGUGUUCAGCAAUUCUGUGGACAGGAAGUUGGGCUCCAUAACUUGCCUGAAGCAGCUCAACGUGGGAGCCUCUGGGUAAAUCUAGGUCUUCUGCAGAUCUAUCUUUGGCUUCCUCAGACCACGUUUGAUCCUGCGGUGAAAAGAAAAUAUAAACUCAAGUACGCAAUAGAAGAGUUGCAUCAUCUGGAAUGUGAGUGGAAAACACAGAAACUGUCCACUCAGCUACGUACAGGGAAAGAUCUUGAAGAUGAGCCCAUCAACAGUCAUGGUCACCCUCAUAUUAGGUUGCUAUGCCAAAGAAUCCAAAAGCUGAAAGAUCAGAUUGCCAGCCUUGAUCAAAAGCAAGCUUUUCGACCCCAGAUUCCUUUGUUUGAAUCCUUAUAUCAAGAAGUUCAUCAGUAUGUUGGCAGCAUUGCCCAGAUUUCAAAAGUCCAGGAUCUCAUGACUCGCCUUCUGCAGCUGCUCCGUGCAGACAAGUCCCAGGGGGUGCAGAAUGUGCUAAAUGAAGAAGCAGCUUGGCAGAAGUCACACCAUCAGUUCAGGAGACAUUUGGAAGAGACCUACGCCGCCUUCCCCGAUGUAGUCGUUCCUCUGCAAGCGGCCAUUUUGCAGAUGCAGCAUGGCCUGAGGCUGGUAGCUUCUGAAGUCCACAAGGCCACUCUUGACAGUUUUGUCAGUCCAGCCAAACUGGGAAGCCUUGUUGUCUCUCUGCUUUCGUUCCCUUCCAUUGGUAGCACUUUCCCUACAUACCUCUCCCAUGCAGAUACAUUGUGUUCUGUGAGCUCUCUGGACGUCCUCCGUGGCCUGAAGAGGUUAUCUCUGAAAUACAUCGCUGAAGAGUCUGAGAAAGCACAAAAGAUGUGCCUUACCCAGGAGCAGCUGCUGGUGAAUGCUUUGUUAUAUCUCCAGUGCCACGUGUUGUCCAAGGGAGGAGUGGACCAUACGUCUCUGCUGCUUUUUAGGCAUUUGUUUCAGGUAAUUAUAAAUGAAUGGGAUGAGCAAGAGCGCCAAGCCCAAGAGGAAGAGGAACAAAAGAACAGUCUUUAUCGCUAUAAGACCAAGAGCCAUGGAAGUGGCCUGAGUGAGGAGGAGGAGGAAGAGAGAGAGUUCAGAAGGAAAUUCCCUCUUCAUGAAAAGGACUUUGAAGAUAUUACAGCUCAGGAAACUCUUGAGGGGAAAAUGGAAACAGAAGAAGCAGCUUUAGAAGAAGCAGCUCUCCCUGAAAAAACUCUUCUUUCUCAUCACUCAGUGAAAACAGUAAUGAUGGUUCAUCGGCAACUUUGUCUUUCCUUUGCCCAAUCUUUGUGGUAUCAACAAAACACACCACCCAAUCAAACUAAACAUCAGUUGAGCCUGUUUCUUUCCUGUUACCAGACCGGUGUUUCACUGAUCGCUCACUUUUAUCCCUUGAUUGCCUGUUCACGCUUACAAACAGUUGUCAAGUCCCUGCAGGCAUNUGCCAGGAUUGCAAGACUGCAUGAUUGGGAAGAGAACGCUAGCCAAGCUGUGUCUCUGAGGAAACAUCUUGAUCUCAUCACUCAGAUGAUCAUUCAGUGGCGAAAGCUAGAAUUGAAUUGUUGGUCUGCUAGUCUGGAUAAUGUAAUGAAACAGUACACAGAAAAGUCAAUGAAGCACUGGUUUUCCCUCUAUCAGAUGGUUGAAAAACACCAACAAGAACAGUCAGAGAGAAAAACUGAAGAAGUUAAUUUAGCAUCUGUGGUCGAUACACUGAAACUUUUCAUAGAAGGAUCCACAUUGGGGGAAUUUCAUACAAGACUGCAAAUGCUUUUAGAAUUCCACUGCCAUGUCUUGUUGAUGACACAAAAGGAAGAAAAUAAUGUGCUGUGCAAUGUAUUAUGGAAUAUAUAUAAAUAUUAUAAGCAAUUUUCAGAAUCUGUCCAUGCCAAGCUGAUUGAACUGCGACGUCCCAUAGAAAAAGAACUGAAGGAGUUUGUGAAAAUCUCAAGGUGGAAUGAUGUCAGCUUUUGGGCUGUAAAACAAUCUGUAGAAAAGACACACAGGACGCUGUUUAAAUUUAUGAAGAAAUUUGAAGCUGCUCUUGGGGAACCUUGUCAGUCCGCCUUGGUGGAAAUGCCUAAAGAAGAACAACUCAUUACCCUGCAGGAACAAAAAACACCAGAGAAUGUUGAAACUAAUAUUCAGAACCUAAACAAUAUACUGAGGAAACACCUAACUGUAAAAUUAAAUGCUACUCAGGGUCUUCAUUUGGAAAACUUCCAGGAGUGUGCAUUUCAUCCAGAAUCACUUCAAGGACGUUUACCUAAGCUCACAAAGCGAAUGAAGAAGAUAUGUGCAACUCUAGUGAAGGAUAAUUCUAUCUUGGACUUGGUGGAGAAUCUUGACAAUUUCACUGGUGACGUAAUUUCUUCUGCCCACAAGUUACAGAACAUGUCCGUGAAUUCAACUUUAGAAAAGGAAAAACAGAAAUCUGAAGCCAAACACUUACUUCUGCAAAAACAAAGGGCGCUAGCAGAGCUCUUUAAAUACCUUGCAACUACAGGAUUAUCAUAUCGCAAAGGCCUGACUUGGUCUCGUUCCAAAAGUUCCCAAGAUAUGCUUUUCCUUCAUCCAUUGGAUUUAAACAGAGCAUUGGCUUUGGUUAACUGCACACAAAAAUUGGAUGCACCGUUACUCUCUCAAAUCUCUCUGUCCUGGGAUGGAUGCCAGAAAUACUUCUAUCAAUCUCUUGCACAUCACUGUAGGCUUCAGACAGCAUUAUUAGCACCUUCAAAGGAGAUUGGAGUAAGUACUGUUGAGCGAUGUAAAGGAUUCACUGCUCACCUCAUGAAGAUGCUUAUCAAACAGAGGAAGUCUCUCACUGCUUUGACAGAACAGUGGGUUUUCCUGAGGAAUCAGUUAAGCUGUAUACAAGAGAUUGAGGCCAGGCUGUCUCCUGGAAGUGAAUAUGAAGUGGUUUUCCCUCCCCAAGAUGGCGUUCGGCAGUGGACUGACAGAUUGCAGUAUCUUUCCAUGCAGUGUGCAGUGCUUCUAGAACAGCUGUCUUGGUUUAUAGAAUGCUGUCCAGAAGACCAAAGCUUGAACACCUCUAGGACAGAAAUAAAAUCUGAAGGGAUGGAAUUGAAUUCUUCCACUAUUCUAAAGUCACUUCCGGAACUGGAUCCCUCAGAGAUACAAUAUCUCACUCCAAUGAGUCCAGAACAGCUGCCUACUGCAUGCAGGAUGCGGAAGCAGGAUACGAUAUAUCAACAGCUGGCUUCCAAGGUGAAAGAGAUGCUAGUAGAGGUGAAGGCAGUAAAAUCAGAUGUGGACAGAAUAAAGCAGGUGUCUUCCGAGACUCUCUUCCAUUCCUGGAAAAGUUUUGAAGUAUGCUCUUCAGGAGUGGAUUGUUUGCUGAAGGUUUCAACUCAACUGCAGGAUAUUGAGUUGUUAUUUACACCACCUGAUUCUCAAGUCAAUCAAAUUGGAUCACAGAUGGCAUUAAUCAGGAGUCUCAUAUAUAUCCAAGGAGAAAUUAAUAGCAGUGUAGAUGAUUUUGCUAUCUGGAAGACACAACUCUUCAGUUCAAUUUCACACUGUGAAGAUGAGUCAACAUCGGGUGAUGGAUUUGUAGAACUCUUCUCAGAACAAGUAGAACUUGCAAUUCAUGUUGUCUUGAGUUCUGUCCAGUGUUUGGUUGAAAGAAGAAAAGAUAAAGAGGAGAAUGGCAUCUUCCCCAAAGAAGAUGAAUCUUCAGUUGAUGAGCUCCAGACCGGGCAUUUAACUAAACUCUUAGAUGAAGAAAUAUGCUCCGAUGUGAAUUCUUUGCAUAUAAAAAAAAUAAUUUCAGUCAUUUCUGAGCUCCUGGAGCAACUGAAAUCUUACGGCGAGGAUUACACUGCAUACAAAUGCAAGCUUUUUAAUCAGGCCUGCCACUUGCUUAUACGCCUAAUGCCAAUUCUUUGCAAAUAUUCCAAUAUUGUCCUUUUCUACCUCGCGGUUUCCUUGGCCACACAUAGGAGCACUGCAAAAUUGCUUUUUGUCUUGACAAACAUAUUUACAGAAAUUGCACAAAAGGGUUUUUGUUUACCAAAAGAAAUCAUCGAGGAUGGGGGACAAGGAGGAACAGAAUUCCAUGAUUAUGAAGAUGGUGGCAUUGGAGAUGGGGAAGGCAAAAAGGAUGUUAGUGACAAGAUAGAAAAUGAAGACCAGGUAGAAGAUACUUACCAAAAAGGUCAGGAAAAGGAAAAGGAAGAUCCAGAUUCGAAACCAGAUAUUGAAGGAGAGGAUAAUGCAAUUGAAAUGUCUGAAGAUUUUGAAGGGAAAACAUAUGAUGGAGAGCAAGAAAAAGAAGAAGAAGAUGAUGAGUCUGACCAAGGUGAAGACUUGGAUAAACAGAUGGGAAAUCUUGGAGAUGGAGAAGCUGACAAAUUGGACGAGAGGCUUUGGGGAGAUGAUGAUGAGGAGGAGGAGGAAGAGGAAGAAGAAGAUGGCAAAACAGAAACUGGAUCUGGGAUGGAUGAGGGAGAUUCAGAAUUGGUGGCAAAAGAUGACAAUAUAGGAGUUGACAACCAAAAUGAGAAGAAAUCAUCCAAUGAUGAAGAAAAAGAGAAGCAAGCAGAUGAUAGUGAAACUAAAGAGAAAAUCCAUGAACAAAUAGAUGAGGGUGAAUAUGAUGAGAACGAAGUGGAUCCUUACCAUGGAAGGCAAGAAAAACAACCUGAAGCUGAAGCCCUGGAACUUGAUCAUGAACUGAACCUAGGACAUGAAGAGAUGGAUGAGGAAGACAACGAAGAAGAAGAAGGAGAAAAUCCUUUUGAGAUUGAAGAGAAGACGAGAGAUGUAGAUGAAAAGGAAGCAGAAGAUAAAAAUACUGGAGAUAUAGAUGAAGAUAGACAGGAUUCUGAGCAAGUCGAAAAAGAUCCUUCUGAAGAUAAAAAUGAAAAAAAUGAAGAAGAUAAAAAUGAAGAAGGAACGGAGAAUUCUGAUGCAAAUACAGGCGAAGAAGAGGACUCAACAGCAGAAGAGCAAAAAGCUGAAGAGAAAGAGCAGAACAUUUCUACUACUGAUCAAGGCCUUUGUCCUCAGAAAAUUGAUGAAGCUGUUAAUGAUACUGAAAAGGAGGAACAGUUACCUGAGGCUGUGGAAAGAAUGGAACAUGAGGCAUAUGGAGAGGCAGGAGAAGAGAAUCUGCAGAGCGAUACGGCUGUUGAGUUGGUUGGAACCGCAUCUGAGAAGGAUCAGGCAAAAGAGGAACACGGGAGUGGAACAUCUGAUGCAAAUCAGCCAGAAGGACACGAAUCUGAGUUAAUGGCACAUCUGGCUUCACAGAAACAAAGCAGAAAAACCACCCAGAGUUAUAAGAGAAAGCCAGGACAAGCUGACAAUGAGCGCACAACAGGAGAUCAGAGCCAACCUGUCCACAAGCGACUGAGAACUGUUGAGUCUAGCCAGGAAGCAGAGGAAAAACCAGUUCAGCCAGGACAACAGCAGGUGGAAGCUGACACCUUUGAGCAUAUUAAACAAGGCAGUGAAUCCUAUGAUGCCCAGACUUACGAUGUAGCAAGUGAAGAACAACAAAAGCCAAUUUUGCCUCUUAAUGAAGACAAUGAAGAAACGGUUUCUGAAGAUCUGGCUAUGGAAACGGAAGAUCACGCUGCUGAGGAACCCAGAACUUCAGAGGUAGAAAAAAUGAAUCCAGAAGUAAAAAUGUCUGGGGCUUCCAAAUCUGGACCUGACCAGAUAGAGGCAGACGGCCAAGUUCCUAAUUCUGAAGACACUGAAGAAACUGAAGCAAACUCUUUACUGUCCGAAGUAAAGCCGGAGCGAAACAAGCACUCUACUAUCCAUACCGCUCAUCAGUUUUUGAAGGACCCCAAUGUACAGCACAUUUUUAAAAACCCUGAAGAACUGAGGCAAGAACUAGAAAAGCAGCUCGAAGCCUGGAAGAUUAGAAAUCCUUUAGAGGAGGAUGCAGCAGCCGAACAGAUGUGGCAGAGAUACCUUCUGCUCACUGAACCUCUUUCCCAGCAGCUCUGUGAGCAGCUCCGUCUCCUCCUGGAACCCACUCAGGCAGCCAAGCUGAAGGGUGAUUAUAGAACAGGAAAAAGAUUGAACAUGCGCAAAGUAAUUCCAUAUAUCGCCAGCCAGUUCCGAAAAGAUAAAAUCUGGUUACGAAGGACCAAACCCAGCAAACGGCAGUACCAGAUUUGUUUGGCCCUCGAUGAUUCUGCCAGCAUGGUAGACAAUCACUCAAAACAGCUCGCCUAUGAAUCCUUAGCAGUGAUUGGGAAUGCUUUGACACUUUUAGAAGUGGGACAAAUUGCAGUAUGUAGUUUUGGAGAAACAGUUCAGUUGCUACAUCCUUUCCAUGAGCAAUUCAAUGACCGAUCAGGAGCAAGAAUACUACAGCUCUGCAAAUUUGAACAAAAGAAGACUAAGAUAGCUCAGUUUUUAGAAUCAUCAAUAAAUAUGUUUGCUGCAGCACAGCACUUGUCUUCAAACAUCAAUCCAGAAACUGCUCAGUUACUCCUAAUAGUAUCAGAUGGAAGAGGUCUUUUCCUGGAGGGCAAGGAACGUGUCAAAGCAGCUGUUCAGUCUGUACAGAAUGCAAAUAUCUUUGUUAUUUUUGUAAUAUUGGACAACCCUAAUUCACGGGAUUCAAUCUUGGAUAUUAAAGUACCUUUAUUCACACGGCCCGGAGAAUUGCCAGAAAUAAGGUCGUACAUGGAAGAAUUUCCCUUUCCUUUCUACAUAAUUCUCAGAGAUGUGAAUGCCCUGCCAGAGACUCUCAGUGAUGCCCUUAGGCAGUGGUUUGAACUGGUGACUGCUUCAGACAGUUUGUAGAGGGCGCCAAGUCUAAAAAGUUCAUUGAAGUAUAUAAGCUAAUGUUCACAGGGGCCAGAAAUCCAAGACCUCAAACGUGCAUUUUCCCUUCUCAGUGCAGGAGACUAUGCAGUCCAUGAUGAACUCAGACAUCCUCCCUAGUUUCCUUGCCAAUAUUGGGAAACAGUGAAAAAACAUAUAUAUAUUUUUCUUUUUGUUGUACUUUGAGUAACUUAUUCUAGGAUAUAUUUGAUAUCCUCAUCAUUAGGAAAUAGGCAGGCUUGUUGAGUAGUAAGAAGCAAGUUUUGUUUCCAAAAGAGGAAGUGGAACUCGAACUGUUGAACUAUAAUAAAAAAAAUAGUUUGCUUUUAAGUCACCUGCGUGAGUGGACCCUGUAUUGAGGAGAUGGGGGGGUUAAAUUUUACACAGCCAAAAAAUAAUAAUAAUAAUAAUAAUAAUAAUAAUAAUCUCCUUGGAUACUUGAAAUUGCUCAAUAUUGCUGAACGGUUGCUGGUUGUUUGAUAAUGCAAGGAUAUUUUUGUUACAUUAAAGACUGCGUUGUCAUUUUACACUGUGAUGUCUGCCUUCUGUCCAAGGCAAUUACUAGGAUACAUUUGGAAGGGACUUUUUCCUCCCCAACCCGUUUUCAUGGCAAAAACUAUGCAUUGUGAUUUUUAAUAAAGCCAUCCCUUUGUUUGUAA